AACCCACAGCCGUCUGCUACUUAACGCGCGCCCUUUAUUUCUGUGGAUGCGCACCGCGAAUUGAUUUACCCAGAGCUUCCAGAGACGUUCCGAGCGCGCAGAGCCAGAAUCCAGCAUGACCCUGCGGUACUCCCGAGUCAUCCCAGCGGCUGGGCUGCUCAUCCUGGCUGUGGUCGGGAUCCUGCUGCUGGAGCUCCCGGUCAGAGAGGUGGAGACCCCCCCUGAACACAUGUACGGAAUCGUUCUGGAUGCAGGCUCAUCCCACACCUCCAUGUUCAUCUACAAAUGGCCAGCUGGCAAGGAAAAUGGCACCGGAAUUGUUACCGAGCACAGCCAGUGUAAUGCAGAAGGGGGAGGGAUAUCCAGCUAUGCAGGUGUCCGUGGUGGUGCAGCAAAAAGUUUGAAGUUUUGUCUGGAUAAAGCUGUGAAGAAUAUCCCCAAAUCCAGACACAACCAAACGCCACUGUAUCUGGGAGCUACUGCAGGCAUGAGGCUCUUGAAAAUAAACAAUGCCACAGAGACAGAGCGGAUUCUGAAGGAAGUGGAAAACCACCUGCGGUCUUACCCCUUCAACUUCACAGAGGCAACCAUCCUGAGCGGAAAGCGCGAGGGGGCAUAUGGCUGGAUCACAGUCAAUUACUUACAAGAAAACUUUGCAAAGUAUGGUUUUGCCGGGCGUUGGCUGAAUCCCGGCAGAGAGACAACAGGAGCUUUAGAUUUAGGCGGAGCCUCUACUCAGAUUACCUUUGCGACGUCGGAAAAGGUGGAGGGUGAUAAUAUGAUGGACCUGAAGCUUUACGGACAAAGCUACAAACUCUACACCCAGAGCUUCCUGUGCUAUGGCCAAGACCAGUUCAUGAGAAGACUGUUGGCCUAUCUUAUCAAGACUCAAGGUGUGAAGCCCCAAGUAGUCCACCCGUGCUAUCCACAGCAGUUCAAAAUGUCUAUCAAGCUGGGGAUGGAUGUCUUUGAUUCUCCGUGCACAAAGAGCUACAAACCUGACAAGUUUGACCCUCAGAUGUCUGUAACAGUAGUGGGCACAGGAGAUUACCAGAAAUGCCAAGCCACUGUGACGAAGAUGUUCUCUUUUGACAACUGCUCCAAGUGCUCGUUUGAUGGAAUCUUCCAGCCGAGCUUGAGAGGAAACUUCAUGGCCUUUUCUGCCUUCUACCUCACUGUCAGAGACCUCAUCAGCCUCACCAACAUCACCAUCACGUCUCCCAGGAAAAUGGAGGCAGCUGUCCAAUAUGUCUGCAACAUGACCAUCUCUGAGAUAACUGAGAAGACAAAGCAGCCGGAGAAAUACAAGAAGAAUAUGUGCGUCAUCUCCGUUUUCAUCAAGGUCCUCUUAACGCAGGGCUACAGAUUUGAUGACCUCUCCCUUCCGUCCAUCUCUUUUCAGGAGAAGGUUGAAGGAGCCUCUGUAGGCUGGUCUCUGGGAUGCAUGCUGAGUCUGAGCAACAUGGUACAAGCAGAGAGCCUCAGCCUGAUGAAGGCUCUGCCCCCAGGGCCCUGGGCUGGCAUCCUCUUCCUCUUCAUCGCCCUCCUCCUCUUUGCAUUGGGAUACCUAGUUAUUAGCUUCUUUAAUACAAGAAAUAAAGAUGGCCCAGUGUAGGAACAAGGGAGAUACACCUCUCAGUCCAAGUUUUCUCUUCAUGCACAUGUCCACCCAAAGAGUGUGGUCUCAUGUGCAUGUUGGUGAAACUAACAUCGUAAAGUGGUAAUAAAUAUUUCCUUCAUAAA
Hippoglossus stenolepis (Pacific halibut) is the source of this 1743-nucleotide messenger RNA. Its product is annotated as ectonucleoside triphosphate diphosphohydrolase 2. The record is from RefSeq and is a predicted model, not a curated record. Gene Ontology annotation, biological process: nucleoside diphosphate catabolic process. Gene Ontology annotation, molecular function: UDP phosphatase activity; GDP phosphatase activity. The transcript has 9 exons. NCBI's taxonomy places the organism in Eukaryota, Metazoa, Chordata, Actinopteri, Pleuronectiformes, Pleuronectidae. Gene Ontology annotation, cellular component: plasma membrane. The coding region runs from base 116 to 1615 and encodes 499 amino acids.